CCCGCGGCAAAUAGGAGCCACACACAGCCGCUCACGCCGAGGAAUUUAAAAGAGAAAGUGCGCAUGCUCAGAGAACCUACUACAGUGUCUGUCUACCGUGUCUCACCAGCGAUUGGUCAAGUCCUCUCCCUAACGCUCCCGAUGAUUGGUUUGACAAUAAGGUGACGUUUGAACGGUCCCGCGUCGCUCAUGGACGCGCACUGGUGGUUGGUGGAGCAGGGUGUCUGUCCCACGACAGGGCCUGCGCCCAACCCCAACCCCAACCCCAGCGGGAGUGGGACAGAAGCGAUUGGCCCCGCCCCUUGCUCGGUCGCUGGGUUCGUGCUGUGUGAGGCCUCCCCGCCCCCCUGCACUGUUCCUGCGGGCCCUGUGGCGUCGGGAUGAGCCGCGCUUCCCCAUGGAGACCAAACGGGUCGAGAUUCCCAGCAGCGUCCUGGACGAUCUGUGCAGUCGAUUUAUUUUGCACAUUCCGAGUGAGGAAAGAGACAAUGCAAUCAGAGUGUGUUUUCAGAUUGAACUUGCCCAUUGGUUUUACUUGGAUUUCUACAUGCAGAACACACCAGGAUUACCUCAGUGUGGGAUAAGAGACUUUGCUAAAGCUGUCUUUAGCCAUUGCCCUUUUUUACUGCCUCAAGGUGAAGAUGUGCAAAGGGUUUUGGAUGAGUGGAAGGAGUAUAAAAUGGGAGUACCAACCUAUGGUGCAAUUAUUCUUGAUGAGACACUUGAAAAUGUACUGCUGGUUCAAGGAUAUUUAGCAAAGUCUGGCUGGGGAUUUCCAAAAGGGAAAGUAAAUAAAGAAGAGGCUCCACAUGACUGUGCAGCUAGAGAGGUGUUUGAAGAAACUGGUUUUGAUAUCAAAGAUUACAUCUGCAAAGAUGACUACAUUGAACUACGAAUCAAUGAUCAGCUAGCACGCUUGUACAUCAUUCCAGGAGUUCCAAAGGACACAAAAUUCAACCCCAAAACCAGAAGAGAAAUUCGGAACAUUGAAUGGUUCUCAAUUGACAAAUUACCAUGCCAUAGAAAUGACAUGACCCCAAAAUCCAAGCUAGGUUUGGCACCUAACAAGUUUUUCAUGGCCAUUCCCUUCAUCAGACCUUUGAGAGACUGGCUUUCUCGAAGAUAUGGGGACUCCUCUGAUAGUGACAAUGGAUUUUCAUCCACUGGGAGCACACCAUCCAAGCUCAACAUGGAGAAAACAAGAUCCAAAAUUCGUUAUAGCCAGCAGGUGUUUACAGAUGGCUCUCCAGGAGACCAGUGGACAAAGUACAGACCACCACAGCAACAGAAGCCAUAUAACAAUCAUUCUGACAUGUCUGAAGCUCUAAAAAUAAAGAACAUGAGGGGUAAUGGUAGAAAGCAAUAUCAAGACACUUCUAACCAAAAGAAGAGGACAAAUGGGGUCCACAGUCAGCCAACAAAACAGAACCAUACAUUGAAAUGUGAAAAAAAACUUAAUCCAAGAAGACUUCAGGAUAACUUUGAAACAGCAGAUGCAGCAGUGUAUGAUAUGUGUUUCUCCAUUGAAGACCUGCUGGAACAUACAGAGGCACACUCUGUGGCAUGUAAUGGUCAUUACAAAAUCACUUUCUCAUCAAGAGCUUUCUUAAGCUUCAAGUUUGACCAUGAUGCCAUAAUGAAAAGUUUUGACCUCUGACAGCACACCUAUUAUGGAUGAACAAAAAUCAAAGACUGACCUUUUACAGUUGAGUGGGUUUCUAAUCCAGCCUUACUCAUUCUCAGGUGUUUUUAUUUUUUAAAGCAAUGCAGGGACUGAAAGGUGAUUUGGAAGAGUUCAUUCUCUUUGCAGUAUGGAAGUGGCAUAGUGAAGUGUUGCACUUUAAAUGCAGUUCUGCCUUUAUCAACGAAAGUACCUUUCCAGUGUUUGGUUCACUAGUUCCUGCUGUUGCAUUAGAGGGCAUUUUUUUUUUUUAAACUUUGAAAUAUUUUAGUGUUGGCUGUAUACUAACACACUAAACUUUGAACCUGCUCUGAUGUAAAGUUGUUGGAACCCUCAGUCUUUAUUUUCUAGUACUUUGCUGUAGUAUAGCAAUUAAAGUAAUUCUCAGAGGGCACCCAUCUUCUGUAUCCCAGCAAUGUUGAAAUCUUGGAGCUUCUGUGCUUUAAAAAAUUACAAAUUUCAAGUCUACUAAUUUGACCUCAUCUUUGCAGUUCUCUUCUUCUCUCUGGUAUCUGAGGCAGAUAAGUGGAUGACUAGAGAACAUCAUGUGCCACCUAAUGGCUUAAUCAAGUUUGCAAUAACUGUUCUAAGUGUCCAUUAUUGUGUUCUAUACUGUUGUCUUUGGAGGUGUCUAGUGUGUGUUCUUUGCUAUAUAUCCAAUAGUAUUGAAUUUGAUAUUGCAGUUGCAUCUCAGUAUCUGAAAACUGUAACGAAAAUGAAUGAGGCUACAGCCUUUUAAUAAGUAUAUCAAAGAUGUGAAAAAAAUUAGCAGUAGGAAUGCAAAUAUUAAGUUAAAAAAAAAGUCAUACAUCCUUGCAUCACGAUUCACUUGAGAGAGUUUUGAAUAUACAUUUCAAAAGUAUUUUAUUGGGGGAGGCAAAUGAAACUCCUCACUUGUCUCGGCAGCCAGUACCUAUGUUUUUCCCCUCUUUUUAUUUAAAAAAAGAAGUGGAUGGUUCUCUAAAAUUAAGCUAGGUGGGUAUGAUGUGUAAUUUGGAGGACUGAAUGACUAAAUUGCCUUCUAUCAAUGGCUGUGCCAAGCUGCGUAUCUUCUGUGGUCAGAGAAUGUAUGUUCACCCACAGAUAGCCUUUUAUAUCUUUUUGGUGUGGUAUCCACAAAACACAAUCUAUAAUAUCUAUGAUCUUAUAUUUGCCCUCACAAAGUAGCUUGUUAGCUUAUUUUUAUCUUCCAAUCGUUUCAUCCCUUUGGGCCAGGGAAUCUAAGAAUUUUCAGUUAUUAAAACAUUUCCCAUUAGCCAGGAAAGCUGGACUCCUGUAUCAGUUAACAGGAGAAAUAUACUCCAGUUUUUCCAUUUGGAUAAGAAAGUCUUAUAACAGGUCAGUUUACUUUUAGAAUAGUUGUUAAAGUGACUCUUUUGGUUCACCUUGGUGUGGUGGUCCGGGCGGGUUGACAGCCAGAAAUAAUGUGCAGAGGUUGCUUAAAUCAGUAAGGCCCAGAUCCUCAAAGUUAUUCAGGUUGCCUAACUUCCAGUAAUGUUUGUGGAAGUUAGGUACCUCAUACCUUUUGAAGAUCUGUGCCUAAAUGCGUAUGUCCUGUUAUUUAAUUGAGAGGGCUGGAUAGUAAAGUUGGGGAGGGAUGAAUGUGUCAAUUUACCUAUUCAGAUCCAAAUGAAAACACAGCUUUGUUCAGUCCUCUUAGAGUAAGUAGUUGAUUUCAGGGGUUUGGAGCUGUGCUCCGGCUCCGCUCCAGCUCCAGGCAAAAACCUGCAGCUCCACUGCUCUGCCCUCCAGCUCUGGGCUCCGCUCCAAAGCCCUGGUUGAUUUCCCAGAAAUAAAUGUCUAGCUCAUAAGGAAUCAGAAGUUAGCACUCAGACCUCCAGGCUGCUACUGCCAGUGAAUUUAAUGAGACUCUCUUAACGCAUGAUUAAAAAUCAAGCCUUGGAAAAGUUUAUUUCUGAUAGGUAGGUUGACUUUUCAAAUCUGUUCCUUUUAUGCCUCUUCACUUAAUGCACCAUGAAUUAAUAAGGGGAAGAUUGAUAGAGCUGUGUGAAUUUUAAACUUGAAACUUCCACUUGACAGUUUGGGAUGUGAACUGGCUCAUAGCAAUAUGAGAGGAAGGCUCUAAAGUGAAGUAACUGCAGAGUGUGCAUAAAUGGGAUACUGGGAUCACUAAGUUUAGAUUUUUUUUUUUAAAGGCAAAAGUUUUCAUUAAUGACAAAUACCUGGCUUCCUCACAGAGGAAUCCUGAACAAAGGCUGCAGAAAACAGGCCUGAUUUUAUGAAAUCUAGCAUAAAUGUGAGAGUUGAAAAUAAAUUUGAUAAAUAUGCAAUAAUUUCUAUUUCUUUGUGUACAAGGUACUGUUUCAGAAAUAUGUAUUGACAGUUUCCUCCUUUCUCGAGGUCUCAAACAGCUUAUUAAAUGUGUUUGUAUAUCACCUGCCUUUGGGUUUCAGGGUGCCCUGCACUGUGAACAUUUCAGAUUGUUUACUCUUACUAGUUUUUGUAUGUCCUUUUUAUGUGUUUUAUGUUCAAAAUGUUAAAUGAAUCAUUUUAUACUUGUAUUCCAAAGUGUAGGAGUACACCUUACAGGAAUGUCUGUAAAAGAGUGAAGAAACAGCAAAUGGAUGAUUGAGUUUCAUUCAGUGGAUUUUUUGGUUUUGAGAGUGGGUGGGCAUUUGGAGAGGCAAGAUUAUCUAGUCAAAUUGAUUGUGAAUGGACUUCAGAGAUCUAAGCGCUUGUUGGUGUGAAGAUGCUUGAAAAGUAAGCAUGUCAGUCUACUGUGCUUGGAAUAAAACAACUCACCUACAGUUGCUAAUCAAAUUGUGGCUCACUCAUUUGUGUCCUUGAAGUUAAGACUUAUGAAACUAUGAGGAAGAAUGUUUAAUGGACAAAAAGCUCAAUGCAGGUACUGGAAAUUCUGGAAUUAGUUCACAUAGCAGUCUCUAGUACUACAUAAACAGUAAUUUAUUUUAGUUUUUUAAGUGCAGUUGUAUGCAUUUUCCCCCAAUUCACUUUAUGCAGUGUGUGGGGGUUUGGUUUUUAAUUUUAGAGGAUUUUGUGGCUAUAGACUAACUCAGCAUGUUUUGUAACUUGGUUGUCUUUUUAAAAAUUUCCAUUUUUCAAUACACUUGCAUGUUAUUGAAUCCUGCACAGAGUUUGAGCUCUGGAGAUAGAGGUAUGGAAGGGGAAAAAAUAUUUUUCUAUUUCACAAUUGAAAGCUUCCCUUUCUGUAUGUUUAGUUUAUAGUAAGUCUCUCUGACAAAACUACAGGUUUACAUACUGUGCUCUGAUUGCAGUUUACUUUGGAGAUCUACAAAAACAAUGUUCACUGUGUUUACUCUUUGACUGUUUUAAAAUGCUGCAUGUAUAACAACUGCAUUUUAAUGUUAAGGCAAACUGCGCAGUCUGGUUAUUCCUAACAUGUUUCCAAUCAGAUUGUCAUUUUAAUAUGAAAAAUGCAUUUUCUUUUGUGAUCACUGAUUUUAAGUGGUUUUUUUCCAGUGUGAUUUCCUCCACCUCCCCUCCCCAUAAAUCCUGGCUGGCCUGAAUCAAGCUCUAUCUCUGUGUUGGAACUUGAGGUGUUAAAACUGGCCAUAUGGCCCAACUGUAUAGUGUUAGCUCAGUGAGCUUUUCAUUUUUAGCUACCUGGUUCAAAUCCUGAAUUAAUAAAUCAUACUGACUACUUCAGUCUAGGAGCUAGAAUGUCUUGAGUUAGUCCAGUGUCUUUUCUCUGGGCCAACCCCAAGGUGCACUAAUCUUGUAAAACUAAAUUUACUGGAAUUUAUUCUAAUCUAUAUUGGGAAGCCAAAACUUUUGGAAAAGGUGAGCUUGUGGAAUAGUGUAAACCUUCUUUAUAGACUUAAGUGAUUUGCAGUUUAAAUAUAGGCACAAGACUUGUUUUAGCUUUGUUGAUAUAGGUUUCUAACGACUUUUGGAAUUACACUAGACCAAUGAUUUUUUUUUCUUCAACCUUUUCGUGGACCCUAAAAAAUUUCAAAUGGAGGUGCGGGCCCCUUUGGAAAUCUUAGACACAGUCUAUGGAUGCCCAGGGGGCUGCAGACCACAGGUUGAAAACCACUACCCUGGACUCAAUUUGAGUCCACUUCAGCAUUUUAGUGUUGAAGCAACCAAAAUAUUUAGGAUGUGGAGUUUAUACAUGAAAUUAAUUCACCCGUAAGAGAGUGCACUAUUACAGUAAACGAGGUGUAGAAAGUUAAGCUUUGGUCAUGCUUUUUUGCCCCUUUUAUUUUUAUAUAUUUGUAGCAGUGUUCUUAUUCAACAAUGGAAGGAGCAAGAGAAUGGGCUAAAAGCUAGUAUUUGCACUGUUUUUUAUACUGUACGUAAGCACUGAUAAGAAAUGCAGUGUGUUCUUCUCCAAGUGUGCAUUUAACUACUGUUCCAAGUAAGUUAUAAGCCUUACUGUGAGGGUGUGACACUGCAUAUGUAGCAAUUCCUUCCUUCCUGGUCACAUUUAGGAUCAUGCAAGAACAAAUGCCUUAAUUUUAAAUGUUCUUCUACUGACUUAAUGCUUAGGUUUAAUUUUACAGUGACUUUAGAUUAAAGAAAAAAGCAAACAUUGAUUUUCAUGGUUUCUAAUGUGACUCCAAUUUUAGGACAAUCUGUAGGAAACAUGAACUAAAAUGAUGGCCUAUGCUCCUGAUAGUUUGCCAGCUAACACAUACAGGAUAUUUGGGGAAGGAACAGAAUGGGAUUUAAGGAGUUUUACUCAAUGACUUGUGAAAUUAUCUGUUCAAAUGAUUUCUGGGUGGCUAGGAAGAAAAAACAUACCAUUUGGUAAUUCUGCAGGAAAAAACUUGUGUGUAGAAAUAACUUGUUCAUAUUUAAUUUAACAAAACUGUACCAUGAAAUUGUUUAAAACAUUCAUUCUGUAUGAAUUAUUUGCUCAAAAGGUAAAUUGUACAAAGAGGUGAAAACUAACAACUUGCUAGUCUCUAAUAUUAUUAUGAAGUUUAGAUUACAUAUCUUUUAAUAAGAUAUAGAAAUCAUGUUCUAAAUAUGUUGAAAGUGCCACAACUUUUUUGCGAUGAGAAAUGCAACAAAUUUUUCAGUGAGAUGUUGAUGUACAUAAAAUGCUAUAAUUAAAACUUAAUUUGCUUU
This is a messenger RNA of Mauremys reevesii (Reeves's turtle), 6760 nucleotides long. It is a transcript of the gene DCP2, whose product is annotated as decapping mRNA 2. Bases 398 to 1657 code for a protein of 419 amino acids. Gene Ontology annotation, biological process: nuclear-transcribed mRNA catabolic process, nonsense-mediated decay; deadenylation-dependent decapping of nuclear-transcribed mRNA. Gene Ontology annotation, cellular component: P-body; cytoplasm. The record is from RefSeq and is a predicted model, not a curated record. Gene Ontology annotation, molecular function: manganese ion binding; 5'-(N(7)-methylguanosine 5'-triphospho)-[mRNA] hydrolase activity; RNA binding. The transcript has 11 exons. Lineage: Eukaryota; Metazoa; Chordata; Testudines; Geoemydidae.